Hipposideros armiger (great roundleaf bat) is the source of this 4915-nucleotide messenger RNA. It is a transcript of the gene AHCYL2, whose product is annotated as adenosylhomocysteinase like 2. NCBI's taxonomy places the organism in Eukaryota, Metazoa, Chordata, Mammalia, Chiroptera, Hipposideridae. Bases 58 to 1893 code for a protein of 611 amino acids. The record is from RefSeq and is a predicted model, not a curated record. Gene Ontology annotation, biological process: L-methionine cycle. The transcript has 17 exons. Gene Ontology annotation, cellular component: cytosol.
GGGGCCGAGCAGGAGCUGGAACUGGAGUGUGAGCCGGCGGUUGCAGCGGAGGCGGUGAUGUCGGUGCAGGUCGUGUCAGCAGCGGCUGCCGCGAAGGUGCCUGAGGUGGAGCUGAAGGACCUGAGCCCCACCGAGGUGGAUCCACAACUGGGACUGAGCACGGCGGCCGUGAGCGCCAUGGCCCCCCCGGCGGGUGGCGGGGACCCCGAAGCUCCAGCUCCCGCCGCGGAGCGGCCCCCGGCCCCUGGCCCCGGCUCGGGGCCCGCCGCUGCUCCCAGCCCUGCGGCGGGGAAAGUGCCUCAGGCGUCGGCCAUGAAGCGGAGCGACCCUCAUCACCAGCACCAGCGGCACCGCGACGGCGGCGAGGCCCUAGUCAACCCCGACGGCACCGUCACCGAGGCGCCGCGCACGGUCAAGAAGCAGAUCCAGUUUGCUGACCAGAAGCAAGAAUUCAACAAACGUCCCACCAAAAUUGGACGUCGCUCUCUGUCUCGCUCCAUUUCUCAGUCAUCUACUGACAGCUACAGCUCAGCGGCUUCCUAUACAGAUAGCUCUGAUGAUGAGACAUCUCCCAGGGACAAGCAGCAAAAGAACUCUAAGGGAAACAGUGACUUCUGUGUCAAGAACAUCAAACAGGCGGAGUUUGGACGAAGAGAAAUUGAAAUUGCUGAACAAGAAAUGCCGGCACUGAUGGCUUUGAGGAAGAGAGCUCAAGGAGAAAAACCUUUGGCUGGAGCCAAAAUUGUGGGCUGCACACACAUCACUGCUCAGACUGCUGUGCUUAUGGAAACUCUGGGUGCUCUGGGGGCCCAGUGCCGAUGGGCUGCCUGCAACAUCUAUUCCACUCUCAAUGAAGUGGCUGCUGCUCUAGCAGAAAGCGGAUUUCCUGUCUUUGCCUGGAAAGGAGAGUCAGAAGAUGACUUUUGGUGGUGCAUUGAUAGAUGUGUGAAUGUGGAGGGCUGGCAGCCAAAUAUGAUCUUGGAUGAUGGAGGGGAUCUUACUCACUGGAUUUAUAAGAAGUAUCCCAACAUGUUUAAGAAAAUCAAGGGCAUAGUAGAAGAGAGUGUUACUGGAGUCCACAGGCUGUACCAGCUAUCCAAAGCUGGGAAGCUGUGUGUUCCAGCCAUGAAUGUCAAUGACUCAGUCACCAAACAGAAAUUUGACAACCUCUACUGUUGCCGUGAAUCAAUUCUUGAUGGACUUAAAAGGACAACAGACAUGAUGUUUGGUGGAAAGCAGGUGGUGGUCUGUGGCUAUGGAGAGGUGGGGAAGGGGUGCUGUGCUGCCUUGAAAGCCAUGGGCUCCAUUGUCUAUGUAACCGAGAUUGACCCCAUCUGUGCUCUUCAAGCCUGCAUGGAUGGAUUUCGACUGGUGAAAUUAAAUGAGGUCAUCCGACAAGUGGAUAUUGUUAUUACCUGUACAGGUAACAAAAAUGUGGUAACCAGAGAGCACUUGGACCGUAUGAAGAAUAGCUGCAUCGUUUGUAACAUGGGCCAUUCCAACACGGAGAUUGAUGUGGCAAGUCUGCGGACACCAGAACUGACCUGGGAACGAGUGAGAUCCCAAGUGGACCAUGUCAUAUGGCCUGAUGGCAAGAGGAUAGUGUUGCUGGCAGAGGGCCGCCUGCUGAACCUAAGCUGCUCCACAGUGCCUACAUUUGUGCUCUCAAUCACCGCUACUACUCAGGCUCUUGCCUUGAUAGAGCUGUACAACGCUCCUGAGGGUCGCUAUAAGCAGGAUGUCUACCUGUUGCCCAAGAAAAUGGAUGAGUAUGUGGCCAGCCUACACCUGCCCACCUUUGAUGCCCACCUGACAGAGCUGACAGAUGAACAGGCCAAGUAUCUGGGACUCAACAAGAAUGGGCCGUUCAAGCCUAAUUACUACAGGUAUUAAGUUCCUGUAACUCAAGCCAGAAGAAGUUUUAAGGAAUAGUACUCCAAGUCUUUACCCCGCUCCUGUACGGGAAAGAACCUAGCAAGCUGCUUCUCCAAUCAGCUACCUGCCGUGCUCACCAUAUAUGUUAGGUUAUUUAUUUAUUAAAAUCUAGAAUCCUGUGCCUGUUGCCUUGGCCCAAAGUGUGGUUACUGCCCGGAGGGCUGUCAGAGCCGCAGAGGACAGGCUGAGGAAGGAAAGAAAGGGGUAACCAUUCCCAGUGCAUUUUUGCAUUAUUCUCCAUUGGCUCUGAAUCCUCAGCAGUGGCCAUUUUUCUCUUGUCCAGGCUCAGGAGUCAGUCCAGGGAUUCCGCACUCCUUGUUCCCUGGGGUUUUGGGGAAGAAAUUUUCAGCAGCUGCCUUUCUCAGCUUUGGCCCAUCCCCAGGUAAGGCCUUGUAGAAGCCACUGAAUUAAUAUGGCCUAGGUUCCCAGCCUUGACCAUCACUGUCACUGCCUUCUUUGUAAAAUGGCUAGAAGGAAGGAGUAUUAUGGCUUUGCCAAGCUACACCAAGAACUCAGCCGUGCCUGUGCAUACUGGGAGCCUCCUUCUUUACCCAGGACUUCUUUCUUCUCCUUGAAUAUUUAUGUCCAUUUUAACACUUUUGGGUUCCAAGAGGAAUGUGCCUCCGUUAUUUCCUCAGCAGCUCUGAUGUUUGUCAGACAUUUGUUCUGCCGUCUUUCUAACCCAACUUACCUCUGUUUAGGAAGUGGGGGCCAGCCCCAAAGCGGCCCAUAGUUUUACAUCCUUGUCACUUACCUGGAUAGUUUCCCAGGAAGCUCCCUGCAAAUUGGCACUAUCUCAGAAAAGCAGGGCUUGUUGUGAAACACUGCUUCCUGAAAAUUCCUCUUAUUGCCUAAAACUACUUCUGAAACUGAGCAGGGAAAGGCACACUUUCCAAGGGAUUUGGGGCUGUAGGGCUUCGGAAAUGGGACAGGUCUUUCAGGCACACAGCUUGACACCCUAAAGAAGCAGAAUGUAUUUAUUUGUUUUCUGGGAAGGGCUUUGCAGCUUAACUUGCUAAGCUACACAGAAAUGACACUGUAAACUGUGUCCAGAUGAUCAAAGCUAGUUUGAACCUCAUCAGACAUUCAUCUCUUAGGCCAUUGCCAUUGAUGAAACUAAGAUCUAAUUUCUCUGCAAUUUGAUCUAUGGUCUUUCUUCUCUGUUGGGAUAUCUUUUUAUGUUCUGGCCUCUUCCAUCUUAGCAUUCUGUAUUUCAGAGGUCAUUUCUUGAGUAACUCCAACAUCACAAAAAAAUUAGUAAUGUGAGCAGCCUGAAAUUUUAUGUUCCACCUAAAGAGUUUGAUUCAUUUUGGAGACUGACCUGUUGGUCUUAUGCGUUCCGUUGGAACCAGAUUCGUUCUUAGAAUUAAAGUCUAGAGUGGCCCUAUGAAUUUUGAAUGAAAUGAAUCCCUUUUCCCUCUGCCAACCCUAAUUACACUGUCAGGUUUUUUUGUUUCCCCAUUUUUUCCCUAUCCUGGUCUGAUUCAAAGUCUCAAGACCAAGGUGACUCAAGGAAACACCAGACCACCCAGGAUCACUGUAACCUUCUCCCCCUAAUUCUCCUCCCCAACCUCCACCUUCUCCAACUUACCCUGAUCUUCACAUGUCUCUUCAGAGCUAGUCUGAAAGUGACUUUCCUUUUGGGGGUAAGGAGGUGGACCUUAGGUAAGUGGCUGUUUGCCUCGUUAAAUAAUAUAUAGGCUCAGCCCAUAAGGUCUGGUUCCUCAGAGGCCAUAUGUCUUACCAAGUACUAGAGAAAGGCCACAUACAUGGCGAUAUUCUUUCAUGAAGAUCAUAAAUGCUGAAAAUUCCACCAGACCAUUUAAUUUUUCAAUUUGCCUACUCAGUUCUGAUUUCUGUAUUAAUUAAUAGGAUCCCUCUUACAAAAGAUUCAGAUCUUUGUACCUCCUCUUAUAUCCACAGUAGAUUCCAUUAGGCAGAUAAUCUGGACUCUAGCCUAUUAUGUUCUUAGGCCAGAAAUCAUAACCUGCUGUUUCUCUGCAAAGCCUGUCUCUCCUUGGAGCUUACUAUGUGCUGAUCCUGACAUGUUCUGCCUUGCUGUAGUGAAGAGAACAAUUCCACAUGAAAAAGGAGGCACACUAGGCUUCUAGAUUAGAUUGCCGUUGUUGCCGCCCAUGGUGAGAUGUUUGCCUGUGAGUGUCGAUGACUUCUGCUUUCUUUCUGGGAACCCUGUGUCAUCAACCAUUAAGAAUAAGGAGGCCCAGGCCUCCUGAAUAUUUGGGUUUUACUUUAGUGUUGGAAUUUGAUCAUUAUUCCCUCCACCCUUGGAAUCAGAACAAAUACAUCUUUUCUCAAGCUCUCACCUUAGAUGCAUCCUAGAUAUCUGGAAGAAUGGGAAAGAAGUCUAAUUCUCUCUUUGUGUGUGGCCCUGGCUUACCAUUUCCCUGUGAUGAAUUUGUGCUAGUCUUCAAGGUCGUUUUUUGCCUUCUUAAUGGAACUAUUGUUUUCUUUUUCUCAUUAUUUAAAAAAAAUAAAAGUUACCUGGUCUACCUUCCUUCUGUCCGCCUACCUCCUCAUCCUGCCCUCCCAUAUGAGCAAGGCUCCCCAUGGCCACAUAGUCCUGCAAAGCUUUUUUGCUGCUUGUUUUUUCUUUGAACAGAUAUGAAAUUGCUGCUCCUGUGGGUUUUUUCAAAAUUAACUUUGUCAUGGUUUUAAAAAAGAAAUCAAAAUGCAUUGUUGCAUUAAGCGUUUUUAAUAAAGGAAAAUUAUGGAAAGAAAAUAGGUAACACCAGCAAUUAUAUGUGGACAAGUUCUAAACUAUAUAUACAUACAUAUAUACAUAUAUAUACUAUAUAAAAUAAUCAUCUAGUUCUCAUUGUCAUCUUACUGAAAGGAAAUAAAACCUCUUAAGGAUCACCAUUUCUGAGAGGCUCCUGGAAAUCUUUAUGUCUAAGUGAUUGUAUUAGAUCAGCAAUAAUGAAUAUGUAAUCUCAAAAGAUAAAUAAAAUAUUCUUAAAAC